This is a messenger RNA of Phytophthora sojae, 1008 nucleotides long. RefSeq lists its product as hypothetical. Gene Ontology annotation, molecular function: O-acyl-L-carnitine transmembrane transporter activity. The transcript has 2 exons. Bases 1 to 1008 code for a protein of 335 amino acids. Gene Ontology annotation, biological process: carnitine transmembrane transport; mitochondrial transport. Gene Ontology annotation, cellular component: mitochondrial envelope. The record is from RefSeq and is a predicted model, not a curated record. NCBI's taxonomy places the organism in Eukaryota, Oomycota, Peronosporomycetes, Peronosporales, Peronosporaceae.
AUGGGGAGGGAGGCCAAGUGCGAGUCAUUAGAGCUCGCGUCGGGCGAGCUGUCGGCGGACGUGCACCAGAGCGACCCGCCCUCCAAUGAAGCCGGCGCGGGCAAGGCCCAGUCGCUGGCCGUCGUGACCGUAAAGAACUUCGUCAGCGGCACCAUGGGCGGCGGGUGCGAGGCCAUCGUCGGGUAUCCCCUCGAGACGGUCAAGGCGCGCAUGCAGACGCAGCAGAGCGGCUCCAAGGCGUUCGCUGGGCCCUUCGACUGCCUCAAGAAGAGCAUCCAGCAGGGGGGCGUCACGUCGCUCUACCGAGGCGCGUCGCCGCAGGUUUUCCGGUCCGCGAUGAGCGCGUCGAUCAUGUUUGGCCUCAUGGGCCAGUACCGGUACUUCUACUCCAAGACGCUGUUUGACAACCCGGACUACUCGCUCAUAGCUGCGGGCUUCUCGACGGGGUUUACGGAGGGAUUGCUGUACACCCCGUUCGAGACCAUCAAGGUCAGGAUGCAGACGAUGUACGGAGACACCAGGACGCGGAUCAGCAAUUGGCAGUGUGUCAAGGACGUGUACAGUCGAAACGGAGUGGGAGGGCUGUAUCGCGGUUUCUGGCCCACCGCCAGCCGUGAAAUGCUGGGCAAUGUCACGUACUUCAUGGCGUACGAGGCGACCAAGGAGCGAAUGUUGGAUCGUUUUGUGCACAACGUGCCUGGGCUGUCGCCGGAGUCGGUGAAUCUACGCACGUACCAGUCCAUCGCCUUUUCAGGAGGCUUCGCUGGCUUCAUGUAUUGGCUCGUGGUGUUCCCGGUGGAUACGGUGAAGUCCGUUCUCCAGGCCGAUCGCCUGGACAAGCCGCGCUUCUCAGGUGUGGCCGACUGCUGUCGACAACUGUACGCUGAAGGCGGUCCGAAGCGAUUCUACCGCGGAAUCACGCCGUCGUUGCUGCGAGCGUUCCCUGCAAACGCUGUCACCUUCGUCGCCUUCGAGAAGACCAUGAGCUUCCUCAACCAACUAUUCUAA